Penicillium paradoxum is the source of this 1152-nucleotide messenger RNA. RefSeq lists its product as uncharacterized. Bases 1 to 1152 code for a protein of 383 amino acids. The record is from RefSeq and is a predicted model, not a curated record. Lineage: Eukaryota; Fungi; Ascomycota; Eurotiomycetes; Eurotiales; Aspergillaceae. The transcript has a single exon.
AUGAACCCCUACAUUAGCUGGGCUAUCCUGCUCGUUGUGGCAGGUGGCCUUGGCUGGUACUACACCAAUGGCAACGCCGCGACCCCCAAGGCCAACGUGAUCCGAGCUGCUGUGGAGAAAGCUGAACCCGUGGUGGCACCCAAGAAAUCAAAGCGCAAGUCUAAGCCUGCUCCCGAGCCGGCCGCUGCCAAGAAGUCCGAGGUGAAGACCGUUGUCUCGCCCCCCACUACUGAAGAUGAGAAGCCAGAUGAGGAAAUCGACCGCAAGGAGAUGGCUCGCCGUAUGGCUGGCCUCAAGACCAACGCUCCUACCCAGGCCGCCCCAACCAAGAGCCAGAAGAAGAACAAGAAGAAGGCUGCCCAGCUCUCUGCCAGCGAUACCCGUGCCUCCUCGACCACUGGCGCUGAGGCUGACGAUGAUUUGUCCCCUGUCGCCUCUCCCUCGGUGAACGCCACUGUUCCCUCCGCUGGAUACGUUUCUGACAUGCUGGAGGCUCCCGCCCCAGCUGCAUCUGUGCUUCGCGUCACUGGCAAUGUUGAGAACCAGCCCAAGAAGCAGAAGGUUCAGGCUUUCAAGGAAGUUGAGACCAAGAAGCAGCGCCAGCAGCGUCUCAAGAAUGAGGCUCGCAAGCAACAGGUUCAGGAGGCCGAGGUUGAGCGCAAGAAGCUGCUUGAGAAGCAGCUGCACACCGCCCGUGAGGCUGAGCGUCGCGAGGCUGCUCGGUCCACCGCUCCCGCUGCCAACGCCUGGCAGACCAAGGAGGCCCCUGCUGCGAAGACUACCGUGGUCAAUGGUGGAUCCCGUUCCGCUGCUACCCCUGCCACCGCCCCUACGGACCUCCUGGAUACCUUCGAGUCUGCUGCCCCUGCUCCUACUAAGUGGGCCCAAAACCUUCCCUCAGAGGAGGAGCAGAUGCGCCUCCUGGGAGCUGCCAAUGGUGAUGAUGAAUGGACCACUGUCUCCAAGAAGCAGCCCAAGAAGAAGGGUGGCAAGGCUGACGAGAGUGUCAGCGAGACCAGUGCUUCCGACAACCAGUCCGCUGUGGCUCCCGUUCCAGUUGAGCCACGCGUGACAGUGACCCCUACCUACCUUCCCGACAUCCUGCGGUCGCGCGAGAAGGGUCACCCAUUGGACUCUGACUGGGCUGCUUAA